AUGGCGGGAGUCCUCUUAUGGAGGACCAGGAUGCUUGCGGAGGGGCGACUUGGAUGUCUAAAGUUCAUCCCGGCUUGGGGAUUCCGCGUGAGGAGCUCACCUUUAGGACCGAUUUCGACGAAGCUGCUCAACAUCAUAUUAUGUCUGGCGGGAAGUUCACCGCGUUGGUCCAGAAGUACGAGACGGCGCUUCGGGCAGCUAAGGACGAAGCCUUUGUGUUGCGGCGGAGCAGGAGAUGGCCAAGAUGUCGAUACGAUGGUGGCUGAUUUGCAGCAGGAUAAACUGGUGCUUGAGUCGAAGGUCGCGGCGCUGAACAGGGAGAUAGUGAAGACUCUCGGACUCCAGGAGGUAGCAGACAAGCUGAGGGCUCAAGUGAGUGAUCUGGAGGAGAAAGCGCGUCGGGAUGCAGAGGCUUCUGCUGCUGAGAUGGAGCGUCUCCGACGGUCUCGUCGAGAAUCGGUCGAGGCGGCUGUGACUCAGCCGCUGUGGGGAGGAGGCAAGUCGACGAAGCUCUCCUCAACUUUCGUGAAGAAGAUUCGGGGAGUGGAUCUGAACUUCGACGCGAUGGAGGAGAAGCUCGCGGCUAAGCUGGCGAAGAGUAUCGCGGAUGGGGAUGCGAUUGACGAAGUUGUUAUCGAUGAUGAUGACUUCGCUCCGCCUAACAGCCUUAAACGGCUGGUGCUGCCGGGAUCUCCUUCUCGUCGAGAUGGUGGUGGUGCGGAUCCGGGUGCGGGACCCUCUACUUCUGGGGCCAAGUCUGCUUAG
Molecule: messenger RNA, 765 nt
Organism: Microthlaspi erraticum
Lineage: Eukaryota; Viridiplantae; Streptophyta; Magnoliopsida; Brassicales; Brassicaceae
Source: the annotation of a GenBank genome assembly